Messenger RNA from Cloeon dipterum, 2597 nucleotides. RefSeq names its product out at first (gene oaf). The transcript is spliced from 4 exons. NCBI's taxonomy places the organism in Eukaryota, Metazoa, Arthropoda, Insecta, Ephemeroptera, Baetidae. The record is from RefSeq and is a predicted model, not a curated record. Bases 217 to 1023 code for a protein of 268 amino acids.
UAUGUAAACUGCAAAGAUGGCAGUAGCAGACAAGGCCAUUCAGGAAAUUUGUUGAGUGAGCGUUCCUCGACGGUGGAUGGAGCAAGUAGAGGCAGAAUCACAAGGUGGACGAAGCGAAGCAGCGACGUGCUCGGUGCAGAACGCAGAACAGGCCGUGGCAGGCGUUCCAGGACGCUGACCACUUGAUGGCAGACGCGUGAGCACCUGCUGACCGAAAUGCGGCCUCCGUGGUGGCUGGUGCGGCUGCUGGCUGGGCUCCUGGUGGUGCUUGGCCGAGGGGUCGCACCCCAGCUGCUAAUCAACGUGAAGAACCAGGGCGGUGACGUCUUGCAGGAGACGAUCGCGGCCAACAUGAGCGAGGAGUGGGUGAGCCUCGAGUUCCAGCGCUCCGACGGCACCCUCGUCACCCAGAUGCUCGACUUCAAAAACGAAGUGGAAAUUCUGAAGGCACUGAUCCUGGGCGAGGAGGAGCGCGGCCAGAGCCAGUACCAGGUCAUGUGCUUCGUCUCGCACUUUGACAAGUCAGAGGGAUUCAUCUCGCCCGACGCAAUGGCCAAGUUGCGCCAGAAGAACCCGUCGACCGUCCGCACCCCAGAGGAGGACCGCGGACGCCAGAACACAACGAUGGACGGUCUGCUGGACCUGUUCGCCGGCGCCAAAAGCGUCUCCGCCCUGCUGCCCACUGUGUGCGCCGAGGCCAAGGACGCGACGUACGCGCCGCUUGCAGACCUCAAAAUCUGGAGCGAGCAUGCAGGCAAGGACUUGACGCAGCUGCUGAAAGUGGUGCCAAAAAAGGGAGCGGAGGUGACGCCGCGGUGCGCACACGUGUCGGACACGUGGCGGCACUGCAUGUGCCAUCUCGAGCUGUGUAUCGGGUGGUACCCGUGCGGACUCAAGUUCUGUAAGAGCAAGGACAACAGCGGCAAGCUUGUUUCGUACCGGUGCGGCAUUAAGACGUGUCGCAAGUGCCGCCUCUUCGAGUACCCGGUGCGGCAGAAGCAGCUCUGUCUGUGGGACGAGUGAAGUCAGCCGCACCACCUUUUUCCGGAUUUCCGUUCGCGAUCAAAGACGGUGACGCCCGACUCUUGCCAUUUUGGACCAACCCGCACGCGCUUAGUUAGACACCACUUUUGUACCACCUUUUUGCAGCUUCAUUUGUUCGACUUGGCUGUGUUAGCGUUGUAAAAAUACAUAUUUGAACGCGAUUUUUAAUUUGUUACGAACGGGUUUCUCAGUCAGCGACACGUUGUGGCUGGUGAGCGGAACGACAACUAACUUUUGUACUUUGUCGGAGGCUAGACCCUUUGUUAGUUAUUCGGUUGUGGUAUUUUAUGCUAGCACAUUUCUUUACACUAGAUGUGCAAUAUUUUAUUUCAAAAUGUUCUAAUCAAAAUGUUCUACCCUCUGUGAUUAUAAUGGACUGGUCGCGGCUAAUUCUUAUGUUAAUUUAUGCGACAGAAGCCGCGCCCGGUUCAUUAAAAUUGACUUUUUUCCGUGACAAGAGUUUGUGUUUUCCCCAUUCGAUUUUCUGCUUUACAAUGGAGGCCUUAAUUAAAGCGUUAUGCGCUCAUUUCCAUUCCACUCCUUCUGUCAGUCAUUCAGCCCCUGUAUUUUAUUGACCCGGCCUCAAUCUGCAUUGCAAAAACUUGUGUUGCAUUGUGAGUGAAACUCACCCCUGUGAAGUUUUCAGGAGUAAUUUAUUCUGACGGCGGGCGAAAACAGAGGAAAUCAGAGAAAUUUGGCUACUUCGUUUGCUUCACAAACCACCGUGAGUUGUAUUCAAAAUUUCGCGAUACUGUAAGUUUCCAUGUUGCGCUCUGUGUCUCUGUCAUGUUAGUAUAAUCAUAGAUACAUUUCCUAACGAUCUAUAGGUGUGCGUAGACGAAAUAUUUGAUGAUUUCGCUUUUGCGUUUGCUAGACAUAAUUAGACCCAUUUUGUAAAAUGGUAAAUUAAUAAUAACAUAAAAAACGGUGCAAGCGUCAAUUACUGCAAAGAAUGGCCUAAUUUGAUCAAAUUGAGAAAAUCAACAAAAUAAAUACAUGGCAGUUUUGUUGCAGCUCGGAAUUGAAUUUUGAGAGACAAAAAUUGCAUUUAGAAUUUUUGCAUUAGUAAAAUUCAUGGGCCAAUUGUUACUAACGACAAAAAAUGUAUAAAGAGUGCGAUAAGACUUUUUCAAUAUAACGAGCGUUUUCAUAUUUCUACAACACGAUAAUAUUUUCCUGAUUGGCUUUGCAGGUAGAAAGAAAUUGAAUCACUCAUAGAUUUAUGAGAGGCCUGAAACGAAUGUAAAUAGGCAACUUGCGCAUAGAUGAAAUCGGAGACUGUAUACGAGGAGCAGCGUACGAAGGCCUACACCCAGAACAACGUCAAACAUUGUGCCAUAAAUAUAAUUGCCCGCGUUUAUUUACAAUGAGCAUCGCUGAUGAAUUGUGACAUUUAAAAUAAUGUUGAGCGAUAAAACACUGCGAAUUCGCGUACUACAGUUACAUAUUAAAUAAAGACAGCUAUGUUACUAUUGUGUGUUCUUCGCCUAUACUAAAAGAGUGAAUAAAUCAAGGUGGUAUUUAAUGGAUUUUUAUACAUCUCAUAAAAAUAA